Messenger RNA from Paramisgurnus dabryanus, 6407 nucleotides. It is a transcript of the gene acin1a, whose product is annotated as apoptotic chromatin condensation inducer 1a. Gene Ontology annotation, cellular component: precatalytic spliceosome; ASAP complex. The record is from RefSeq and is a predicted model, not a curated record. Gene Ontology annotation, biological process: RNA splicing. Gene Ontology annotation, molecular function: RNA binding. NCBI's taxonomy places the organism in Eukaryota, Metazoa, Chordata, Actinopteri, Cypriniformes, Cobitidae.
GAACGAGCGAAAGGGAAUCAAGAUGGCGGACCUCGAAGAUGUAACGCUGGACGGGAGGCCGCUCCAAUCGCUCCGGGUGGCGGAUUUGAAAGCCGCGCUGGAGGAGAGAGGGCUUCCGAAAAGCGGACAGAAGAAUGCCCUCGUCAAGAGGCUCAAGGGGGCUCUCAUGUUGGAGAACCUUCAGAAAACCUCCUCUCAUCACAUCGGCCUGCAGCCCAACUCCCGGAUUGGGGAGGAAAUGAGCCAGAACAGUUUUAUUAAACAGUACCUGGCAAAACAGCAAGAGCUGCUCAGACAGCGUUUGGAGAGAGAGGCACGAGAAGCUGCAGAAAAUGAUGGGACAGACCAGGAAGACCACACAGAGGCCAAUGACAGCACAGUCUGUCCUGCCCCUAAUCAGGAUGUUGCUCCAACCUUAGUUGACCAACAUAAGCCUACAGCAAGUGAGGGCAAUGAGCAAAGAGAUAAAGAAAUGCCCGGACAGCCAUCACCCUCCACACCUGCCCAACCUGGGGCGAUAGCCUCUUUGUCAGUGCGGGUUGUUGGUGAAAGAGGGCCGACUUCAAGCCACGUACCAGCUGACAGUGAUGACGACAGCGGAGACGAUGACGAGGAAGAGUGGAAAACGAAUGCUCAGCGGAGUCGUCAAGCAGAGCUGCCAAAAAAACAACCAGUGAGGGAAAGAUCCAGUGGUUCACAGCAGCAGCAGCCACCCCCCCAACACAUACCUUUGCUAUCACAGCAGCUCAGACAGCCCACUCCACCACCGUCUCCUCCACCUGAACUUUCUUUCCCACUCCCAGACACCCCUAAACAGAGCCCUCCUAGUCCAGGAGAGCCCCCGUCUAGGCAACGCAUGUCUAGCUCUUCCAGCUCUGGUAGUUCAAGUAGUGACAGCCGUAGCAGUAGCCCUGAACCAGCAGGCGACUCCACAGAACGCAGACCCGGACCUCUGACCUUACUGGCACGUAAAAUGGCAUCUGAAGGAGCUUUUUCUGGGACGGGCAAGCAUGGUAGGGAGGGGGUUGAUAGGCAGUCUGCAAUCACCCACACAGCAAAUGCAGCAUCAGUUCUGUCAUACCCUAGUUCAGUGAUCUCCAACCAGGGAGUUAGUGUUGUCAGGACGGCAGUGAUAGAUGGGAGCAAUGCCUUGGAGCAGGAUGGGGAAAGCCGUCAUUCAUUAGAGCAAGAGAAUGAAAAGCGGCAAAGACAAAAAGAAAAAGAGAGGAUGAAAGCUCUUGAAAAGGAGAGAGAGGAAAGGGCACUGGAACAGGAAAGACGUGAGCGCGAAGAAGCUCUCAAACGGGAGAGGGAAGAGAGAGAGAGGGCUUUGGAACUACAGAGAAUAGAGAGAGAAAGACUGGAGCGAGAACAGGCUCUAGAACGAGAAAGGCAAGAAAAAGAGAGACUGGAAAAAGAGAAAGCUUUAGAAAGGGAGAGACUGGAACAAGAGAGGAUAGAAAGAGAGCAAGCUAGGGAGAGGGAGAGGCUAGAGCGAGAGAGGAUAAAAAGAGAGAAAGCUUUGGAGAAAGAGAGGAUAGAAAGAGAGCAAGCUUUGGAGAGGGAGAGGAUUGAAAGAGAGCAAGCUUUGGAGAGGGAGAGGAUUGAAAGAGAGCAAGCUUUGGAGAGGGAGAGGAUAGAGCAAGAGAGGAUAGAAAAAGAGCAAGCUUUGGAGAGGGAGAGGAUAGAAAGAGAGCAAGCUUUGGAGAGGGAGAGGAUAGAGCGAGAGAGGAUAGAAAGAGAGCAAGCUUUGGAGAGGGAGAGGAUAGAGCAAGAGAGGAUAGAAAGAGAGCAAGCUUUGGAGAGGGAGAGGAUAGAAAGAGAGCAAGCUUUGGAGAAAGAAAGACUGGAGAGAGAGAAGAUAGAAAGAGAGAAAGCUCUGGAGCGAGAGAGGCUAGAAAGAGAGCAAGCUUUGGAGAAAGAAAGACUGGAAAGAGAGAAGAUAGAAAGGGAGCAAGCUCUGGAGAGGGAGAGACUGGAGCGAGAGAAGAUCGAAAAAGAGCAAGCUUUGGAGAAAGAAAGACAGGAGAGAGAAAAGAUAGAAAGAGAGCAAGCUCUGGAGAGGGAGAGACUGGAGCGAGAGAGGGUCGAAAGAGAGCAAGCUUUAGAGAAAGAAAGACUGGAGAGAGAGAAGAUAGAAAGAGAACAAGCUCUGGAGCGAGAGAGGAUAGAAAGAGUGCAAGCUUUGGAGAAAGAAAGACUUGAGAGAGAGAAGAUAGAAAGAGAGCAAGCUCUGGAGCGAGAGAGGAUAGAAAGAGAGCAAGCUUUGGAGAAAGAAAGACUUGAGAGAGAGAAGAUAGAAAGAGAGCAAGCUCUGGAGAGGGAAAGACUGAAGCAAGAGAGGAUAGAAAGAGAGCAAGCUCUGGAGCGAGAGAGGGUAGAAAGAGAGCAAGCUCUGGAGCGAGAGAGGAUAGAAAGAGAGCAAGCUUUGGAGAAAGAGAGACUGGAGAGAGAGAAGCUAGAAAGAGAGCAAGCUUUGGAGAAGGAAAGACUAGAGAGAGAGCAAGCUUUGGAGAAAGAGAAGCUAGAAAAAGAGAAAGCUUUGGAGAAGGAAAGACUGGAAAAAGAGAAGAUAGAAAGAGAGCAAGCUUUGGAGAAGGAGAGACUGGAGAGAGAAGCUACAUUGGAGCAACAAAAACAAGAAAAAAAGGCCAAGGAACAGGAAAGAUUGGAAAGAAAGAAGUCUUUGGAGAGAGAACAACUUGAAAAGGAGAAAGCUUUGGAACAAGAAAGGUUGCAAAAAGAACAAGCUCUUGAGCGUGAGAAAGAGGCACAAAGGAAAGCAGAACAGGAGAGAGAGCAAGCAUUGGAAAAAGAACGAGAGGAGAAGGCUCUAAAGGAAGAAAAGGAGAGAACAUUGGCGGAGAAGGAACAAAAAAGAAUACAGGAUGAAAAAGAGAAGGCUUUGAAACAUGAAAAAGAUGAGGAACGAGAGAAAGAAAGAGAAAGCCGUCUUCCUCCAUGGAAACGUGGUCGUGAUAUUAGUGGUUUCUCCCGUUCAGUGGCUAAAACUCCUGAGAGUCAUUCAGGGAAGCCUGGUGGUAGUGAGGAUGGGGAUUCUCAAAGUGUCAGCAAUGAUUCUCGAUCUACAGAAUCUGUCCCACAAAAGUCACCCACACCCGUAACACCAUCAUCCCCUCAGUCCUCCUCUAAGAAGUCUCGUAUCCUCAGAGAUGCUCCUUUGACUACUCCUCUCCCAUCAUCUCCAGCUUCUGUGUUGAAGAGACCUCGGACCUUCUCAGACAGACCUAUGCCACAAGUUCCCAUAAUUCCGUUAGCAACUAAACCUGAAGAAGAAGUGCAAGAAGAUGCUGCUCAGGACCCUCAAACAUCACUGCAGACUGUCAGCCAGGGAGUCCUUGUUUCAGCUCCCCAUGAGCUAGAGACCAAAUCCCCAGAUGCGGCUGUCCAAAAACAUGCAUCACAACAGAAAGAGAAAGAGGAGACAUCAAAAGCAGGCAGAGAGAUCCAGGACAAUGAAGAAGACACUAAGCAUGAAACCGUUAGGAAAGUUAGGGAUGAGGAACAACCUCCUUCAUCGCCACCAGAGAAGAAAAGAGAAAGGGAGAAUGUAAAGAAAGAUGUGGAGAAAAGAGAAAGAAAAUCAUCAUCCUCAUCCAGUGAUAGUUCCUCAUCUGACUCAGAUUCUGGGUCUUCUUCCUCUUCACGUUCCUCUAGUUCGUCAUCAUCCUCGCAGGAGAAAACCCACUCUAUUCCCGAUGUUAGGAAGUCUAAAGACAUCCAGAAAGAUAUUUCAUCUCGGAACACAGAAAAAGAUAGCCCACCUGUGGCUGUGAUUGAAAAGCCUCCUACAGCCCAGCGUAAAAAACGUGUUUUCACAGAGCAGGAGGAGAAAGAUGUGAGCAAUGUAGACGUCAUUCAGACUAAGAGGCCCUGCAUUGAGCUGCAGGAGGAGAAGACAACAGGAUUGAAAAAGGAAGAUAAUGGGGAAGAUGAGACUAUGGACAACACUACAAGUAGUGAGGUGAAGGAAGCAGUCAUGGCUGAGCCCGAGAAGCUUCCAGAGGGCAGUGAGGAGAGCACCACGCCAAAGACCUUCUCCGCCCGGAGAAUCUCGCUUGGCAGUAGCAAACCAUCUCCUGGAGUGGGAAGUUCGGAAGGGGAAGUGGAGAGCGCGAGCGUGUCUGCUUCUGGUAGGAAGAGGAGAUGGGGCUCAAGUACAGCCGUCACUGCCAAGAAACCUUCAAUCAGCAUCACCACAGACUCUCUUAAAUCUUUAAUUCCUGACAUCAAGCCUAGCUUGGGCCAGGAGGCUGUUUUAGACCUGCAUCCAGAGGAGAUGCAUCUUUCAGGCGAGGAGGAAGGCGGAGAGAGAGGCGACCAAGACUUGAAAAUCAGGCGAACUGUAACACAGGUUGUGCCCUCUGACACACAAGAGAAUGGACAGAAGGAGUCCAAAAGAAGCGAUCGUGAAGAUGAGGAGGAAAGAAACGACCGGCAGCACAGACUUAGCCAGGAGGAGAAAACGGAAAACUCCGUUCAGAUUUCUGUGGAUGCGGAGAUGUCCCCCCCUGGCCGUGAUGUAGAUACGAAGACCGUGACUCCCAGUGACACACUGAUUCGGCGAUCCAUUAGCCAGCAGAAGUCAGGAGUGAGCAUCACCAUCGAUGACCCAGUCCGCACAGCCAAGCACACCUCUCCUCCUCGUGGCAAGCUUUCUAACAUCGUCCAUAUUUGCAAUCUGGUGAGGCCGUUCACGCUGGGGCAGUUGAAGGAACUGCUAAACCGCACGGGCGCUGUAGUCGAGGAGGCUUUCUGGAUCGACAAGAUUAAAUCUCACUGUUACGUCACAUACUCCAGCGCAGAAGAGGCGAUGGCCACACGGGCGGCACUACAUGGGGUUAAAUGGCCCCAGAGUAACCCAAAGUUCCUUAGUGUUGACUUCUGCCUGCAGGAGGAGUUGGACUUCCACAGGGGUCUGGGUCCAGCCGGAGAAAAACCACCAGAGGAGGCACGCGGGGCGUCGGCUACCGGGCCAGGCCGUACGGUUCCCCAACCUCUCCUUCCAGACCGUGACCAGUGGGCAGAACGAGAGAAGGAAAUGGAAAGGCGUGAAAGAGCGCGUGCGGAAAGGGAAUGGGACCGGGAUAAGGUGAGAGACUUCACCAAACCCGGAGAAGAACGGGAGGCUGGGGCCAGGCGGUCGCGGUCUAGAGAACGUGAGAGGCGGCGCAAGGAGAGAGGGAAGAGCAAAGAGAGAAAGACAGAGAAGAAGGAAAAAGCUCCAGAAGAGCCACCGGCGAAACUGCUGGAUGACCUGUUUCGCAAAACCAAAGCGGCACCCUGCAUAUACUGGCUCCCGCUUAAUGAAGAACAAGCAGCACAGAGGGUAGAGGCUCGUGCCGAGCGCAUGAGAGAGAGAGAAAAGCGGAGAAAGGAGAUGGAAGAGGAGGAGGAUAAAAAGCGCGAAGAGGAGCGCAGAGAGAGAACGAAGACCGGCGGAGCGACCGGAGGAGAGAACGAGAGAGAGCGCGACAGGGGUCGAGAGAGGGAACGCGAGGCGGAUAAACGACGAGAAGGAUAUCGCAGGCCUGCCGGAAACAGUGCGAGCGGGAGCAGAAGGUCAAGGAGCCGGAGUGACCCUCCGCCCAGAGACCGACGGCGCUAAUGAAAAUCUGGAACUGUCCAGUUUGUAAGGCCCUUUCCUGUACGUGCUGUAACAGCUCUAUGCCUACCUUUCUGAGGACCAACUCAGACUCGAUACAAACACAAACACACACACACACUGCAUAAAGAUGCACACAAGUGCACACACCUCAUUGGGACCACGGUGGUGCUGUGUCUCCAUGUAGACUCUUGUCUCGUCGUCUGGGCUUUUAAGACUCCUGGUGUUCAUUUCCCCUUCUCAGUGUUAAUGGACUUCUGGUAUAACUGGGCCGCACAUCAUCUUAUUUGAAAUGUCACCAGCUGAUGGGAAAGCAGGGACUCGUAAGAGUCCUGUCCUCGAGCCCUUACCCACAGCCUCUGCCCCCCCGUCAUGUUUUUAGGUAGUUUUUUUUUAUUUUGAGGUUUGGUGAUGUCUUCGUUCUCCUUCAGUGUAGUGCAGAAGGAUGAGUGAUGCUGCCUUCUUAAAGAAAUGAUGAUGAUGAUGAUGAUCUGAAAGCUUUGGUGUGACCAGACUACCAUGUGUUUUCUCCUUUGUUUCCCCCCUCUCGUUCAUAUUUUCUUGUCGUUUUAUAUCGUCCGCUUUUUACCACACUUUUGCUGUUACCCCGCGUUGCCAUGGAGAAUGGGAUGCAUAUUUAACCUUUUCACAUUUGGUUUUAAAGUUUUUUUUUUAUCGUUUUAGCGUAAAUGCUGACAUUUGCUUUCUUUUUAUUUUUUUUGUUUGCUCCUGUAAGUGCUGAAUGUACAAAUAAUAAAAGGUUACAUCUAAGAUCUGAAAA